UGCCCAGCGUGGGCGGCCGGGCCGGGCUGCGCGGAGGCUGCGGGCGGUGCCGCCAGUGAGGCUGCGCUGCGCUGCGGGGCCGGAUGGCCGAGCCGCCCGCCCCGCGCACUCGGGCGGCGGCCGGCAGCGGGCGAGGACACCGGGCGAGCCCUCCCUGCCGGGAGAGCCGGCCCUGCGGCACACGGCAGCGCCAUGGUCUCAUGGAUCAUCUCCAGGCUCGUGGUGCUUAUAUUUGGCACACUUUACCCGGCAUAUUAUUCUUACAAAGCCGUGAAAUCAAAGGACAUCAAAGAAUAUGUCAAAUGGAUGAUGUACUGGAUCAUAUUCGCGCUCUUCACGACAGCAGAGACAUUCACGGAUAUCUUUCUUUGCUGGUUUCCAUUCUACUAUGAACUCAAAAUAGCUUUUGUAGCUUGGCUGCUGUCUCCAUACACAAAAGGCUCCAGCCUCCUGUACAGGAAAUUUGUUCAUCCAACCCUGUCUUCAAAAGAAAAGGAGAUCGAUGACUGCCUGAUCCAGGCGAAGGACCGGAGCUACGAUGCCCUUGUGCACUUUGGGAAGCGGGGGCUGAACGUUGCAGCCACAGCAGCUGUCAUGGCAGCUUCAAAGGUCUCUCAGCUACUCCAUUUACACUUGUAUUGGGACCAGAAAAAAGGGCAGGGACAGGGAGCCCUGUCUGAGAGACUACGGAGCUUCAGCAUGCAGGACCUGUCGAGCAUUCGCGGAGACAGCAGCAGCACCGUUCCUCCCUCGGUCACUGUACGAACAGGUAGCAAACAGAGCCACCCAAAACCAUCCAGAAGUGCAUCAGAAGGCACUGGCAGCUCAGUGUGCACGUGUUGCUCGGUAUGCCGACUCCUCAGAGUGACAGAUGAAAGGAGUGGGAGAACUCCAAUUUGGGCAUGCCAGAGGAUGGGACUGCCAAGCAGCUUGUCUGGGGAGAAAAAAGAAAUACAGACUGGCAGUGUCUCAUGUUGGUGGAAGCAAAAAAACCUUUGUAACUCCUUUUCUUUUCAUCUCAUGUGCUUUUUAUGUAUUUUGCACACUAAUCAACCUGGAGACAGCAGCAGAAAGGCUGAAGGAUCACAGUACUGCCACCGUGCUGCAGUGACCUGUGCCUUCCCACAGCCCUGCACCUGGUGCCAGAGCCCUGUGCAGUGCUGGAGCCUGAUGGUUCCAGCCUGGCACAGCCUCCCUGCACCCAGCAUGGGUGGCAAACCCACCCUCAUAUUUGAUUUGUUGCCCUUCCUUUUCUGGGUGAGCGUGCUAUUGUGCAGCACAAGGAAGCAUGCUUAAGGUGGUAUCUGUUGAAACACUUGUAUUCACAGGGCAUUUUAUUAGAACUCUUCUAAUUUUAGCCUAAACCUGUUUUAUGGAUUUGACUUCAAAGUGUUAUUUAUUAAAAGAAUCACUGAAUCCUUAUGGGCUUAACAGUCAUGAGGUAAUCUUAGCAAGUCUUUUAAUGAUGCUAAAGCAGCAAUCAGUCCAAUAUGUUUAUGAAUUAAACCCAGAGUAAUUUAGAUCUUGUUGAAAUUGCAUCCCCUGUCUUUCACAUUGGCUUGUUUUACUAUUCCUGCCCCCUUCCAGCAUAAUCCAGUCCCUUAGACCAUGUCAAUAGGGAUGUGCCAAGGCUCUAUGUCAUAGAGGGUUCAUUCUGUCUCCACAGGCUGCCCUUUCUCUGUCUCCAAGGCAAUAGAUGCAUUAAUGCACUCUCAGACAGUGGCCUACCAUUAAAAUGCUCCUUUGUAAGUGCAUCUUUGGUAGCUUGGAGAGCUGGCUACGUCAUGUGAAGAUUUUUCUGGGCCACAAAAAGCUGGGGGAAAAAAGAAUCUAAUUUUGUUUAGCUAGGACUAAGUUGCCUUGAGCUACUGGCACUUAUCUUCUCUUGGUGCAAACUUUAGUGUAGCCAAGUUUCAGAGUCCCAUCAUUAACAGUUCUCAUUUCCAAAGAGUUUAUAAUCUAAAUGGGCAGAUAGUCAAGUCUUUCCUCAAGCAGGGAUAUUAAAAGCUGCUUUAGUGCACUCUUUUUGGCAGAAGCAGUUGCAUUAAUGCUCUUGCAGGUAAAACUCAAUUAUUUCACUCUCUGACUCACAGAAACCUCCUCAGCUCUUAGGAGAGCUGAUGGAACAGAAGUCCAAGCAUUCUGCUCUCUAGAUGAUACCCUGAGAGAAGGUGUGAGGAGGAUGAGGCCUGCAGAUGCCAUGGAGUGUGCAUUUCUGCAGUCUGAAGGCCAGGCUGAGCCCCCUGAGCUGGAGCUGUCCCUGUCAGCACUGGUGAUGGGCUGGGUGCUGAUGGGCUCCUCUGGAGCAGGACUGUCCCUGUCAGCACUGGUGGAAUUCUCUGUGCUGAAGCUGUUGGCUCCACAGGAGAGCCCUUUCCUGCCCCGUUGGAUCACUCCCACUGGCCUCACAGCCUGCACAUGACAGAGCAUUGAUGCCAUUCAGGACAUUCAUCCUCCUCUGCUCUGGGCAGCUUCACUAAAACACAAGCCUGUUUGACAGAUGUACUCCAGCACUUCUUUUUGACAGCUCCUAUGCCAGCUCCUCUUGCUUUUUUGUUCCUGGCCAGGCCUUUGCUGGUGGAACUCCUUCCAGGUUUUAACCCGAGUUUCUGAUUUAUCUCCUUUGUGUUGUGUGGAAAGUCAGGCUGCAGCAUUCAAGAGCAAUGGUACAAUUAUGUAAGAGCUCUUUUUCCCUUUCAGAGAGGACAGAGUAAAAAUCUCCAGGGAUAUCUGUUUGUCUUUUGGCAGUGCCUGGCAAAUGCUUUAACGCUGUUCAAUAUUAAACAAUCUUGCUUGGGACUGGCAUUUAAGAAGUAACAAAAUAUGUUUGGUGGUGUUCUCUCAACUGAUGUCUCUUAGGUGCUGUUGCAAAGACCUGGGGCAUGGUUGAGAGGGAGAAACCAUUUUAAUUCUUGCAGAGAAUAAAUCUACCUCUCAUGAAUUGAAGAAUCAGCUGUAUAUCAGGAGAAUUGUUGAGACUGCAAGUAUUUGAGGGGGCAUUUAAUAUUAAAAUGCUGAUCAGAAGCCUCAGGCAGUGUGAGAAAUGUGCAGGGACAUUUGUGAUGAACGGGUCUGGUUUGGGUGUGCACUGCAGGGCUGUGCUCCACAAGGUGACAGAUCACACCCAGCAGCAGUGCAGCUCACCAAGGACCUGGAUGGGACAUCCACUUAAUUGUGCUUUAAAUAAAUCACCUCAUUGGUCUAUUAGCUAAAUCCAACCCCUUCUUUGUGGUAUGCUCAGAAGUGCACAUGAGUUAUUACAGUGGAAAGUGCUUUAAAAACACUAAUUGACUUUAUGUCAAGGGGGCUGAUUGUACAUCUCUGAACUAAUUCAAUUAAAUGGUGUAGGUGGUUUUAUUUUGGUUCUUAGCCAGUUUUGCUUCCAGCUCUUAUUCAGAGGAAUUUUUAACCUUAUUAAACUUAAAGAACAAACAGCAAUUUCUGUUGCUCUAGGCAUUUUGUUCCUUAAAAUUUUCCUUUACUAAAUACUGAAGCAAAUUUUUACAGGGCUGGUUUGCAUCACUUUGUACUGGUAUUUCUGAAUAGCAAUUUGUGAUUUUCUUUUUGAGAUUUAAAAAUAGUUUCAGAUGUAUUUUGGUUACUUCAGGGAAGAAAAAAAAAUCACAGAAAAUCAGUAGUUUUUAAGUACAUCUGCAUUGUACCAGCAGAAAGUGAAAACAUUAAUUAUUGUUUAAUAAACUUCAGCUGAAUGACAGAUAUGAUAAAAGCAAAGACGAAUAUUUCUGUGUUCUGAAACAAUGCUCCUUCCCCCUCUGCACCCAAAUGUUUUCUCCUAACAGUUUAUUCUUUCUUUUUCUCUAUGUAAAUA
Molecule: messenger RNA, 3829 nt
Organism: Passer montanus (Eurasian tree sparrow)
Lineage: Eukaryota; Metazoa; Chordata; Aves; Passeriformes; Passeridae
Gene: REEP1
Product: receptor accessory protein 1
Exons: 9
Coding region: 193-1296 (367 amino acids)
Biological process (GO): endoplasmic reticulum tubular network organization
Cellular component (GO): endoplasmic reticulum membrane; cytoplasmic microtubule; endoplasmic reticulum tubular network
Molecular function (GO): microtubule binding
Source: RefSeq, a predicted model, not a curated record